UGACAAGCUUAUUGUCUGAAAAUAUAAUUUACGCUAAAAGGUGCUAAAGCCAGUAUAUUAUUCCAAAAGGGUAUUUUCCCAAUUGACCUGAACGCACCUUUUACUGUAUCUAAAUGUUAUGGUACAGAAAAGUGUAGCCUAGUGCAAAUGAAAAUACUUAGCCUAAAUAUAUAACAACUGCUUAGUAACCACUGCCUUUCAAAGGUUUCAGAUACUGACACGGGUUUGUACAAAAUAUAAUACAUUUUAAUAACCCAAGGCUUCUGCUGUGAGAGCCAGAGCGCCUCGACGCUUCUUCCUUCCCGCGGCCAGGACCGGAGCAAGCUGUCGGCUACAAAGAAAGUUGAACACCUGAGCGAAAGGGCAAUAUUAAAAGCUGUCCAAGCCUGAUUAGAGAUAAGAGUGAGGGAUGUCAUCCUUUUACUCAGCUUGUAAAACCUUCCGUGUGUCGUCUUCACCUUCAUCCAGAGAAUACACCUGUGACACUGUUGGGUUGAUAUUAAGCCAAGGUGGAUGUUUGAUGCAUGAGCAGGGCCAGAUGUUGGGGAGUGAGCAUGAUCUGUUGGAGAUGACAGAGCUUGAAUGCUCACACAUUCAGCAUCUUAUCCAAGGACACACAGAGGCACAAGGUGGGACUCCAGAUGCCAGAUCUCACCCUGAUUGGGUGCUGAGUAAACACGCCACUGGGUCUGCUGUGACUUCUCCUUUCAUAGCCGCUCAAGCUAUUGACCUGUCAACUUCGAUCGAUGAACACUGCCAGGUGAUGCCAGGAGAGAAGACACCAGCUACAUAUGGAGAAGUCCCAGGUUUUGUUCUCGCCAGGAUCCGAGAUGAAGACAGUCCGAACGACCCACCUGCCGACAGCAGCACAUUUUCACAGAAGCGAUCCAGAUCAGCAGCUAGAGUUUGCUUGGAGAAGAGGUUUAACACCAUGUCAGCUGACAUGCCAAGACAGCAAGAUAUGCACUCUGCAGUUCUCGGCAAUUUUUUGACAAUACUUCAGCAAUCUGCUGAGGCUCAAGAGGCAGUCAUACAUCCUCAAAUGCAGAGGUCGAUGAAAGUGGACAAAACAAAUACUUUAGCAGUUUCAAGCCCAUAUGCAAGGGAUGUACUUAACCUAGUCUCUAACACCUGUGGUCAGGUGAUCGGCCAUAUUCCACACAUCUGUGAGCCUAACAUGCACCAAGAUUUUAUCAUUCCCAAGAGUUUUUCAUUUAAUAUUUGCCCAGAGACGGUUGUUAAAAAGGCUAACUAUACAAGUAGCAGCAACCCAGCUGAAGAGCAGCAGUUGGUGACCACAGAAAAUGAUGUGACACCACCUGCUGCCUCCAAGAAGCAUAGUCACACCCACUGCUCCAAACCUUUGAAGGCUGCUAAGUCUGCCCCACGAUCAGCUGGAGAAGCAGGGAGCAGCACCAGGAAAAGAGCUCGAUCUUGUAUGUCUCUGAGCCAGCGUAGGGACAGGCAUAACAAUAAGGAGAGGGAACGCAGGUUGGAGUGCCGUGAGCACAGGAAGCGGAUUCGUUCGUGCUGUGAUGAGCUGAACAUGCUGGUGCCUUUCUGUGACUCAGAUACAGACAAAGUCACUACCCUGUACUGGACCACUGCCUUCCUCAGAUACAUCAGUAAAACGUAUGGAGACACCUUCAAAGAGGAGUUUCAGAAGUCCUUCUGUGAUGAGAAAGGACUCUUUCUUAAAUCCAGUGGCUUUUCAGGAGAGGACCCAAACCACCAAGAGAUGGGUCCCACUGGGCCUUGUAAACCUCUUAGACCACGUGGGCCCUGAAACACAACAUUACAGCAUUGUGAAGUAACUCACCUGAAGACCCACAGUGCCGGGAAUACCUGGAGGACCAGGAGGGCCAGCGUCACCCUAGAGACAGAACAGGAUACUU
This is a messenger RNA of Monopterus albus (swamp eel), 1895 nucleotides long. Its product is annotated as transcription factor-like 5 protein. The transcript is spliced from 10 exons. Gene Ontology annotation, cellular component: nucleus. Gene Ontology annotation, molecular function: DNA-binding transcription factor activity, RNA polymerase II-specific; RNA polymerase II cis-regulatory region sequence-specific DNA binding; protein dimerization activity. The coding region runs from base 410 to 1786 and encodes 458 amino acids. Lineage: Eukaryota; Metazoa; Chordata; Actinopteri; Synbranchiformes; Synbranchidae. Gene Ontology annotation, biological process: regulation of DNA-templated transcription; spermatogenesis. The record is from RefSeq and is a predicted model, not a curated record.